CCCGCCAAAAUGUUCAACGCUUGUUAUUAUUUAUUAUUGACUACAAUAAAGUAUUGUAUUAUUUGUAUUUGGUUUAAGCCUUUAAGUUUAAGGUUAUAAACAAUAUAAACUAAAACUAUCCCCUAUGGCCAUGGUCAUUGGUCACUAUUUACUUUUAAGAAUUUUACUGUUCUGCAAUACAAGGUAGAUGGAUACUUUUAUUUUGUAGUUUGUGACUGUGUGACACAUUUAACAUAUCAUAGCAGCUGAUGAACGGAAGUCGUGAGAUGAGUUUUAGGUUUUCGUCCAAGUUAAUCGCAGUUUGACACUUGCGUAAUCGUAAUUAAAUGUGUUGUGUAUACUUUUUUCACUCCAGUUUUCCAUAAAUUGCAUUAGGUAUAUGGUACAUCACACGUCUUACUCACCAAAAGUGAAUUGCUUCGCAUCAYUGUAUAUUUCAUAUUAAUGAAUUUGGUGAGACGUCAAUAUGUCCAAAAACACGUUGUUUAAUUACUUUACCAGAUCACCCAGAACUGGGUCUCCUAAAACGAAUGGAUCGCCCAAGCCCGAUGGAGUGGUGGCAUCGAAGACUCUGUCAAAACGCCAGUUGUCCAAUACUAAUAAGGGUAACUCAAUCACUCCUAAAAGGACACCAAAGUCUGGUGUGAAUGGAAGUUCAGGAAAAAAAAACGUCAGCAAUAGUUCAAAGAAAAUUACUGAGAAAAGAAAACCGAAACCACUGGAAGAAUCUAUAGAAGACAAUGAAGAAAAUGAAGAGUUGCCUAUGAAGAAACGCCGCAGACUUGCAUUAGAAGAUUUAAGUGAUGAUGAAAAAGAUUUGGGUGGUGAUGAAGAAGAUUCAGGCGAUGAAUAUGUACCAGAUAAGAAAGCUUUAAAUGAUUCUGAAUCUGAAGAAAGUCCUGAUCCAUCUGACAAUGAUUCAUUUAUUGAUGAUGAAUCUGAUGAAGAAAUAUCUCCUGUUAAAGUAAAAAGUGGAAAAAAUUCAAAAUCUGUUGGAAAAUCAAAACAUUCUAAAUUUAAUAAAUCAUAUACUCCUGCUGUAGAUAAAUCUACCAAAGAAUCGUCAGCUAUAAGUAAUGGAGUUGAUCAAGACAAUUGGCCUCAUUUAAAACUUGAAUUUUUGAAACCAGAAAAAAUUAAAGAUGCUAAUAAGAGAUCACCAUCUGAUCCUAACUAUAAUCCUCGAUCAUUAUAUGUGCCAGAAGAUUUUAAACUUACAUUAACUCCAGGACUUCGUCAGUGGUGGGAGUUAAAAGCACAACACUUUGACUGUAUAUUAUUUUUUAAAGUUGGAAAAUUUUAUGAGAUGUACCAUAUGGACGCUGUUACAACUGCUAAAGAACUUAAUCUUUUAUACAUGAAGGGAGACUUUGCUCAUGUGGGAUUUCCAGAAACCUCUUACGGUCGUUUCUCGGCAAUUUUAAUAGAAAAAGGUUAUACUGUUGCUCGUAUAGAACAAACCGAAACACCAGAUAUGAUGACGGAAAGAUGUAAAAGUUUAAAAAAAACCACUAAAUUUGAUAAAGUAGUGCGGCGUGAAAUAUGUCGUAUUACAACCAAAGGCACUAGAACUUUUGGUAUUAUUGAUGGUGAAACWAAUGAUGCUGAAAAUUCAUUUUUAAUAGCUAUAUCUGAAAAAGAAAUUAGUAAUUCAACUUCUUUAUAUGGAGUUUGCUUCAUUGAUACRUCUAUUGGUCUCUUCCAUCUGGGACAAUUUGAAGAUGACUGUCAUUGCUCACGUUUAAGAACCUUGUGUGCUCAUUACCCACCAGUACAAGUUUUAUUUGAACGUAAUAAAUUGACAGUGCGUACUAAAAAAGUCAUUGAUACUAUGCUCUCUAACGCUGUUAAAGAUGCACUYAUCCCUGAUGUAGAAUUUUGGCCAUCAUCAAAAACCUUGAUUACUUUAGCAGAAGGAGACUACUUUAAACACGACAAUAAUGUAGUAUAUCCAGACAAAUUAAAAACAUUUUUGGAAUUCACCACACUUGCAUGUGUUGGAAACAUACAAUAUUGCAAAUUUGUGUUCCGAAGUUCCGAUUUUAUACUUGAUGCUAUAACAAUUAAAAACCUGCAUAUAUUAGAAAACUCUUCUGGUUCAAAUGUAGGAACAUUGUUUAACAAGUUAAAUCAUUGCUCUACACCAUUUGGCAAACGAUUACUACACCAGUGGUUGUGUAAUCCAUUGACAACAAUAUCCAGUAUUAAAGCUAGACAAAAUGCAAUUUCUUCUUUAAUUGUUAUUCCUGAUUUAAUGCAUGAAAUACGAUCAGAACUGGCCAAUUUACCUGAUUUAGAACGUCUGUUUUCCAGGAUUUACUCUCAAAGUAGUAAUGGAGUUGAAUUGGACCAUGCAGAAACUAGAGCAAUAUACUUUGAAGAGAAGACUUAUUCAAAAAGGAAAAUAAUUGAUUUCAUUUCAAUAUUGAAAGGUUUCAGAACAAGUGUUAAUAUAAUGGAAAAAAUUCAAAAAGCUGAUAUCAAAAAAGAGAAUUCAGAAUCUAAUUUAUUGGCUACUAUUUGUAAUUAUCCUGAUAGUUCUAUCCCUGGAGUAUUUCCUCAUUUGACUGAACUUCUUGAUAAUUUUGAGAAUUCUUUUGAUCAUGAUGAAGCUAUGAAACAUGGUCGUAUUUUUCCUGAACCUGGCAUGGACAAUCAGUAUGACAGUGUUUUGGAAAAAAUAAAAGAAGUUGAUGUCGAGCUAAAAUCUUAUUUAAAAGAACAAUGUAAACACUUUGGAUGUACUGUCAAUUAUUUUGGAUCUGAUAAAAAACGAUAUCAAUUAGAAGUGCCUGAUGCUGCAUCAAGAAGAGCUGGAGAUGGUUAUGAACUUCAAAACCAAAGAAAAGGAUUCAAAAGAUUCACUACAAAUCGUACAAAAGAACUUUUGGAAAAAAUGAUGAAUUACGAACAAGAAAAAAUAGAUGUACUUAAAGAUCUUAGGGAAAGAGUGUUUUCGCGGUUUUGUGACAAAUUUGAAGAAUGGAACAAUGGCAUCCAAUGUUUGGCUACACUAGAUGUAUUCAUGUCAUUAGCAGAAUACUGUCGGUGUGAAGAAGAAGUUAUGUGUAUUCCUUCUUUUAUUCCAGCUAUUGUUGGUAAAAAGCCAUUAAUUGAACUCAUUGAGGGGCGUUAUCCAUGUGGUUCUGGAGGAGAGAAUUUCAUUCCAAACGAUACAAUCAUCGGUAAGGAAGAAGAUAGCACGUGGAAUUCUAGUUUGAUAUUAGUAACAGGCCCUAACAUGGGAGGAAAGUCUACAUUGAUGAGACAGCUUGGCAUCAUCUCUGUUAUGGCGCAUAUGGGUUGUUAUGUACCUGCAAAAAGUCUUCUUCUAAAUCCUGUUGACAGAAUAUUCACAAGGAUUGGCGCCAACGACAAUAUAAUUGCUGGUGAAUCAACAUUCUUUGUUGAAUUGUGUGAGACAUCAGCUAUACUUCAUCAUGCCAGUCGGUUUUCAUUAGUCUUAGUUGAUGAACUUGGAAGAGGAACUUCAACAUAUGAUGGGACAGCAAUCGCCUCAGCUGUUGUUACAGAACUGGUACAAAAACAAUGCCGUACACUAUUUUCUACCCAUUACCACUCGUUGGUCGAAGAUUUCAAGGCUAACCCAUUAGUUGCACUUGGUCAUAUGGCAUGCAUGGUAGAAGACGAUGAAACAAAUGAAAUGGAUGCAGAACAAACUCAAGAAACUAUUACUUUUUUGUAUAAGUUUGCAAAUGGAGCCUGUCCUAAAUCAUAUGGUUUUAACGCAGCUCGUUUGGCUGGCAUGCCUACUGACAUCAUAAAAAUUGGUUUACGUAGAUCUAAAGAGUUUGAAACUGCUGCUAAGCGCCGAAUACUAUUCAAAACAUUGUUUUCAUCCAAUGAUAUAUCUGUUGUGAAGACAGCUGUUUUAGCACUAUGAUUAACCUAUUAAGUUCCUUAAACAAUAUACAUAAUUUCRGACCGCAUUAUUAUCAUUCAUUAUUUUUUUUAUUUUAGUAUUCAAAUUUUUUGU
Messenger RNA from Diuraphis noxia (Russian wheat aphid), 3997 nucleotides. RefSeq names its product DNA mismatch repair protein Msh6 (gene Msh6). The record is from RefSeq and is a predicted model, not a curated record. Gene Ontology annotation, molecular function: mismatched DNA binding; ATP binding; ATP-dependent DNA damage sensor activity. Gene Ontology annotation, biological process: mismatch repair. Gene Ontology annotation, cellular component: MutSalpha complex; nucleus. NCBI's taxonomy places the organism in Eukaryota, Metazoa, Arthropoda, Insecta, Hemiptera, Aphididae.